Cotesia glomerata is the source of this 1672-nucleotide messenger RNA. Its product is annotated as putative odorant receptor 92a. Lineage: Eukaryota; Metazoa; Arthropoda; Insecta; Hymenoptera; Braconidae. Gene Ontology annotation, molecular function: odorant binding; olfactory receptor activity. Bases 22 to 1185 code for a protein of 387 amino acids. Gene Ontology annotation, biological process: sensory perception of smell; detection of chemical stimulus involved in sensory perception of smell. The transcript has 5 exons. The record is from RefSeq and is a predicted model, not a curated record. Gene Ontology annotation, cellular component: plasma membrane.
UUUUGUUAAUUUACGCCUGAGAUGAUGGUCAAAGAUAAAUUAGAGUAUGAUAAAUUUAAAAAUUUUAUCAGACGUUUACUCUCUUUAGUAGGAGCUUGGUCGACAGAAGAGUCAAAUUUAUUUGCACGGUCACUUUUAUAUUUGCACUUGGCUGGGUAUGUCAUCCCAGUAAUCGGAGUUUUUAAUUUUGUUGGCGUAAAUAUACUCAAUAUCAAAGUUGUUGCCAAGGGAUUGAGCAUACUCAUGGGCUUUUCGACAAAUAUUCUCAAAGCUGCCUGUAUACUAAUAAACCAAAAAGACGUGAUCGAAUUACAUAAAUUCCUCGACUCGUACUUUGAUACAAUGGUAAAGAAACCAGAACUAUCAAAAAUAGUUUUAAAAGGAAUAGGAACUUUCCGACGUCUAACGAUAAUUGGAACGGUGCUGACCACAAUCGUCUGUUUUUGCUACGCAGCCUACCCGGUUCUUUCUGUUAUUAAUCAAUGGCACCAGCAUACAAAGCCCAUUCAGUACAAUCACGUUUUCCCGCUAAUAUACCCCUGGAAUUAUAUGACUAAUAGUUUUAUAUACUACCUACACAUUUUCAACGAAAAUUUAAUGAGUUUUAGUCUCAUUGUGAUUACCUCCGGAAUUGACGGAUUGUUUCUUUAUUAUAUUUUUCAUCUGAUCGGAAUGGUGCGUGAAAUAUCAUUUCUGAUAUCUUCGCUCGAUAAAAAUGAUAACAGUGAAGCUGUUAUUAAGCAAUGUAUUUUUAAAUACGAAUUAUUGCUGAAAUGCCGGGAGAAAAUUCAGAAUAUUUUCGGUUUGAUUGUACUGUGGAAUAUGAAAACUAAUUCUCUUACAUUGUGUAUAAGCAUUUUUCAACUGUCCAAUGCUAAGUCGAUACCGUUGAUAUUAGUCAUAUUAUGUGUAGCUCUAACGAGUCUAAAAUUAAUCCAAGCAUUUGUUUUGGGAUGGACAGGCUCAUGUCUUACUACUGAGAGUGAAAAACUCCGAGAAGCAAUUUAUGCAGCUGAUUGGUUAGGCAAUAAACAAAUGAUGAAUUCGAUACUAAUAAUGCUCACUCAAAAGCCUUUAGUUAUAAUAGCUUGCAAGUACGCUACUGUUUCAAUAGAAAUGUUUUCGGCUGUCAUAAAUACAACAAUAUCGUACUAUUUAUUACUAAAAACUUUUGACAUCGACUAAUAACUAAAUUUAUAUUGCCGAAAGCUCGGUGACAACUUUAAUUUGUUAUUUAAUUAAAUUAACCUGGAAAAGUUAUCCCAUCACUCGAAAAAUCGAUUGAUUGCGAGAUUGUAUCUACUAAAAAAAAAAUAAAAAAUAAACACAAUGAUUUCGAUUGAAAAAAGACUGACUCCGAAGAAAUUGCCCCGUGUAAAAAUGAUAUGAUAUCAUUAUGAAGCUCAUAAUGAAUAUCAUAAUGAAUCUCAUAUUUUGGCACUAAUAUGAGAUUCAUAUAAGAGCCAUAUCAAUACUUUGGAAACCCGUAAUAAGUAAAAUACCUGUGAAAACGAAUCUUUAUUAAGUAGAUUAGUAAAAUUUUCAUUUUUUCUGUUUAUCAAAGGAAAUGUAUAACAAUUGAGAAAAACAGUAUUUUUAUCAUGCACUAUACUAUUGAACUACUUAAAUUUCCUCCUUGACUUUCUUAACUUGGAAGAAUAUUUAGAAAAAC